AUGGCAACCCCCCUCUUCACACUCUUCCCCAGGCUCCCGACCGAGAUUCGGCUGCAGAUAUGGCGCAUCGCUCUCGAGCCCGAGCCGCCCGGCCCCGUCCUGUUCCCAUUCAAGAGCGGCUGUUGGCAGCCCCGGCGACUCACCCCCGCCGACCCGCACUUCGACCCGGUCCGCGACGAGCUCAACCUGACCCUGGAGUUUCGCCAUGAGCUCCUGGACGAGGUCUUCUUCCACGUGCCCCUGUACUCCGUGAACCAGGAGGCUCGCAGCGUCGCCUGGCCGUACAUCGCCUCCCAGAACCUUCGCCGUCGGUCCAGCCACGACGACGACGACGAUGACGCCUCGUGCCGCUUCGCGCGGCGGUUCGACCCAUCCCGCGAUGUCCUUCUCCUGCCGAGGGCAGAAGCUGAGCGAGCCCUGCUGAGCGAGAGCCUCGACCGGCUGUUCGAGCCGGACCUUACCGGCCGCGACGUCGACUGUCCAUGGCCGGCCGUGUCGCGCCUCGCCGUCACGUCCACCGCCGCCGCCCCGGGGGCGGGCGCGGGCGACGUGGUGGCGGCGCCGGACUACGGCGCGCUGGUGGAGCUGUGCCAGGACCUGCGGACCGUCUACCUCGUGCUCGACCCUCCGGGGGGGUGGCGGAGUGAGGGCGGCGGCGGCAGGCACUGGGAGGUUGCGGGCGCCGACAAGCCGGCGCUGACGUUCGCGUGGCAGAUGAGCGACGGCGUGACGAGCUGGAGCAUCGAAUGUUCCGAGGAGGAAGGUGUGGUGGCAGAGCUGGUGCAUCAGAUCAAGAGGCGCCGGGAUGGACUGGUAGAUACGCUGGUAGAGCUGGGGGUCGAUUGGUUCGAGAUACUGGGGGUGUACGCGGUCGAGAGGUAG
Messenger RNA from Cordyceps fumosorosea ARSEF 2679, 882 nucleotides. RefSeq lists its product as hypothetical. NCBI's taxonomy places the organism in Eukaryota, Fungi, Ascomycota, Sordariomycetes, Hypocreales, Cordycipitaceae. Bases 1 to 882 code for a protein of 293 amino acids. The transcript has a single exon. The record is from RefSeq and is a predicted model, not a curated record.